AUGGCUUUUCCUCUUCCUGUGGUUGACUUCAACGAUGAAAACCUCAAGCCUGGUAGCGAAGCAUGGCAUUCAGCUUGUGACGUAGUGAGAACUGCACUAGAGGAUCAUGGAUGUUACAUUGCACGCUACCACAAAAUUGAUGAAGAGCUUCGAAACUCUGUUGUCUCUGCAAUGGAGAGAGUAUUUGUACUUCCUUUGGAAACGAGAAAACAAGAGACUAGUGACAAGCCUUUCCAUAGCUACAUUGGGCAAUUCGCCAAUUUUCCCCGCUAUGAAUCGGUGGGCAUAGAAGAUCCAUUGACUAUUUCUGCGUGUAAAAAUUUCGAACACAUAAUGUGGCCACAAGGAAAUGACCGUUUCAGUGAAAUUCUCAAUGAGUAUGCGAAGCUGUUGGCAGAUUUUGACGGUGUGACGAAGCGAAUGGUGAUUGAGAGCUAUGGUGUGGACAUGAAACACUGCGAUUCUAUCAUAAAAUCAACCAAUUAUCUUCUUCGCUGCUUCAAGUACAGAGUAACCCAAAGCGAUGAGAGUAAUUUGGUACUUAAUCCUCACACUGACUUGAGCUUCACUUCCGUAAUGCAUCAGCUGAAUAACAUUAAUGGCUUGGAAAUCAAAUUGAAGAAUGGAGAGUGGUACAACGUUGAUGCCUCACCCUCCUUCAUCGUCGUCAUGGCCGGCGAUGCUUUUCAGUGUUGGAGUAAUGGCAGGAUACGUUCAUGCGAACACCGAGUUACGAUGAAUGCGAAGAAAAUAAGGUUGUGCAUGGGAUUCUCAUCUUUUUGUAGUGAGAUGAUGCAGAUACCAAAGGAGCUAGUUGAUGAGAAACAUCCCUUGGGUUAUAAACCACUUGACCAUUAUGGGUACCUUCGUUUCUUUGAGAAAGAGAAAAUCAAAGAAACAAAUCCUCGAUUAAAAGCGUAUUGUGGGGUAUAA
Messenger RNA from Abrus precatorius (Indian licorice), 933 nucleotides. Its product is annotated as 2-oxoglutarate-dependent dioxygenase AOP3-like. Gene Ontology annotation, molecular function: dioxygenase activity. The record is from RefSeq and is a predicted model, not a curated record. The transcript has 3 exons. The coding region runs from base 1 to 933 and encodes 310 amino acids. Lineage: Eukaryota; Viridiplantae; Streptophyta; Magnoliopsida; Fabales; Fabaceae.